Messenger RNA from Paramuricea clavata, 320 nucleotides. NCBI's taxonomy places the organism in Eukaryota, Metazoa, Cnidaria, Anthozoa, Malacalcyonacea, Plexauridae. The record is from the annotation of a GenBank genome assembly.
AUGAGUGUAAUAAAACCACCCGACCCACUCGAUUUUACAAAAGCUGUUACUUGCUGGCCAGAUUGGAAACGAUGUUUUGAGAGAUAUCGAAUAGCAACAAAACUGUUUAAAUUAAAGAAGACGAGGUCAUUCAAGUUAGCACACUUCUAUACACUAUGGGGAAUGAAAGAGAGUAGCUACGUGUUUACACAGCUUGCGUUGGACGAAGAAGCGAAAGAUUGCGCAUUCGUAGUCGAUAAAUUCGAUGGACAAUUCGGACAAGAGAGAAAUAUUAUUCACGAACGAGCUAUGUUUCAUCAAAGAUCCCACCACUCCACCAU